Molecule: messenger RNA, 2223 nt
Organism: Styela clava
Lineage: Eukaryota; Metazoa; Chordata; Ascidiacea; Stolidobranchia; Styelidae
Source: RefSeq, a predicted model, not a curated record
GUAAAUGUAUCCAAUGUGCUGCAAUUGUCUGAUACCUGUUUUGAGUCCUAUUUCAUUUAUUUGAUUAAUUUUGUGCCAUGAAUGAAAUAUCAUGUUUAUGCUUCAUUGCUGUGUUUUUCAUCAACUUUGACGUGUGUACAAGCCAAGCAUGUGGUGGUGACAUAUCAGUCAGAAACUUGGAUCGAAGAAAUCCUCGAGGAUUCCAAAGACUGUUUUCUCCAGAUUACAUGAGAUCAGCACAAUACGCCAGUAACUUAGUAUGUGUGUGGACUUUUCAUUUUGGUCCAACAGACCGUAUAAACUUCCGAUUCCGAGACUUUAAACUUGAAGGAGACGGGAAAACUUGCGAUAAAGAUUUUGUUAAAAUAUUGUUUUCUAACAAAGAAGAGGAAGAUACCUAUUGCGGAUUACAGACUCCUGGUCCCGCAUAUGGCUCUGGUCCCGUGAAGAUGACAUUCAAAACAGAUGAAAAGAACAAUUUUCGAGGAUUUUUUAUCAUGUAUCAAGUAAUGCGAAAUGUUCUUCCAACACCCGAUGCUUGCCGAUCAAAUCCGUGCAAGAAUGGUGGAAAGUGUAAUAACGUGCGGUAUGGAUAUGGAUACAAAUGUACUUGUCUCGCAGAAUAUACCGGAAAGGACUGUGAAAUCAAGAUAGAAAAACCUGAACCAAAGGCCGAACCUUGCGAGUCUAAUCCGUGUCAAAAUGAGGCGACAUGCACAAAUGAUGGCGAUAAUUACCGAUGUCAAUGUGUUGAGGGCUGGGAAGGAACAAAUUGCGAACAAGAUAUUGAUGAAUGUUCAUCGAAUCCUUGCCAGAAUGGGGGCAGCUGUGAAAAUUUAUUAAACAAGUUCAAAUGUAACUGUCUUGGUGGCUGGGAAGGAGAUACAUGUGACAAAAAAAUAGAUGUCAAUGAGUGUGAAUCUGAUCCGUGCUUAAAUGGCGGAUCUUGUGUUGACGGCGAGGACAAAUUCACUUGUCAAUGUACAGCAGGAUGGACUGGUGUUACAUGUGAUACGGAUAUUGAUGACUGCUCACCCAAUCCGUGCAAAAAUGGCGGUGAAUGUACUGAUGGACCAAAUACGUUUACAUGCAAUUGUAAGGCUGGGUGGACUGGUGAUUCGUGUGAUACUAAUAUUGACGAUUGUUCUCCAAAUCCAUGCAAAAAUGGUGGAGCUUGUAAAGACAAACUGAAUGAUUUCGAAUGCUCUUGUAAAUCUCCAUGGAGUGGGAAGACAUGUGAUAAGAAGGAAGAAUCUGCUCCAACACCGAAACCAACUCCUAAACCAAAACCAGAAAAGAAAAAGUAUUGCGUUCCAAAUCCAUGCAGAAACGGCGGAUCGUGCACUGAGAAAAAGGAGGAUUUUAAAUGCAAGUGUGAUGACGGAUGGGAAGGGAAAACUUGUGAAUCGAAAGUUAAGGAACCAGAAAAGCAAGAUGUGAAUGAAUGUGCAUCAAAUCCAUGUUCAGAAGAUCUUGAGUGCAUUGAUAAAGUCAACAGUUAUUUAUGUAGAAAAGAAUGCAACCCAGGAUUUACUGGAGACGACUGUGAAAUUGACAUAAAUGAGUGUGAUAGUGCUCCAUGCAAAAACGGAGGGAAAUGUAUUGACGAGGAAAAUAAGUUCCUUUGUAAAUGUGACACUGGAUUUUCAGGAUUAUUUUGUGAAAUUUCUAAUCCAUGUGAAGGCGACCCAUGUAAAAAUGGCGGUACCUGCCACAAAAGUUCCAGUUUGAAAGCAAAUUCGACUGGAUUCAUUUGUGCUUGUAAUUUGGGUUGGUCGGGCGACACCUGUCAAGAAGUGGUUUUGAAAGGAUGUCGUAACCCAGACGAUUCAAGCAAGGGAUUGGUACCUUUUGGUGUUUCUCUUGAAUUUUACUGUGGAAAAGGAUUUGUAUUGACAGGACCUAACAUAAUUACCUGCCAAGAGAGCGGUGAAUUCACUCACGUUGUACCAGAAUGCAUAAGUGAUACAACCGACCCUUCAGCAGCGAACCAAUCAGCUAUGCAAGCAAUAAAGUCGCCGAUGGUGUUCAGCAUGGUGGUAGCAGCGGGAGUUAUUUUCAUAUUAAUCGGGGUUUUUCUACUGUAUAUAUUCUUCUUUGCGCCAUGGAACUCGCCACGAAGAGAAGCCACGGAGUGAAAUUGUUUUCUCGGUAAUAUAACAUAACUUAAGUGGGAUUUCAAAGAUCAAAAAAGGCACAGGCCCCAUCUACACAUUGAGCGAG